AUGCCUCUGGAGGUGGUGGUGGAGCUGCAGAUCCGGGCGAUCUCUUGCCCAGGUGUGUUCCUGCCAAGCAAACAAGAUGUGUACCUUGGAGUCUACUUCUUGAAUCAGUACCUGGAGACAAACUGCUUCCCUCCUGUGUUCCCUAUUAUGAUUCAUCGGAACAUGAGAUUUGAAAAGGGCAUUGCUCCCAAGUUAGAGUUUUCUACAAGGACAGCCAUCAGAGAACGUGUGUGUCUGCAUAGAAACAGAUUUCUUGAGGACAGACUUAAGCCACAAAGACCCUUAUCUACGUCACCUGGACCAGUAUUCCCCCUAAACAACAUAAAGACAAAGCCCAAGGGAAAUCAUCUUGACAGGAUGCCCAGAGGCCUCCAGAGCCGGUCGCCCUCUCCGUUUCCCACCAGGCGUCUCUUCCAGGACCAGCCAGCUCCCUUGAACUUUGGAAAUAGUUUCAAAACUUCCAGAGAAAUCAAACCACCAUUUGUAGUUAGACAUGUGGAUAGUGCAAAGCCCUUUGGUGAGACUAUUUCAGAGCAUCAUUCCCGAAAGUCUAGAAGAAAAUGCAAGUUGUCAAACUUUCCGUUUCCAAUGAGAAGAGCUUCUUCUCUUGACAGUCUUGCAGCUAACGUCAAGGUUAUCAAAGAGCCAGAUGAGCGGAUUGUUUUCAGAAAUGACACACCAUCACCUUUAGAUUCAAGUAAGUUUGGAAAGCCCUCGGCCAGUUACAGUAACCAAGGGGAUGCCGAUUUCCACCGGAAAACUUCAUUUGCCAUCUCCCAGCAUUCCAGGUCACCCAGCCCGAUUCUGGAUCAGCCCCUUCUCCAAGAAAGGUUCCAUCCUAGUUUUCAGUCCACGUGGGAGAAGAUCCAUGAGAGAGUAUGCAGUCUUCUGACAUCCCACAGGGCUCAGCAGCCAAACCAAACCAAGGAAGAUCUUACCUCUGAAGUAAAUUCUAACCUUGACAGGCAAAGCUACCCUUUGAAGAAAUACCCACUGCGUGAGAAGAGCUAUUUUUAA
Molecule: messenger RNA, 1017 nt
Organism: Orycteropus afer afer
Lineage: Eukaryota; Metazoa; Chordata; Mammalia; Tubulidentata; Orycteropodidae
Source: RefSeq, a predicted model, not a curated record